CAGGGACACCCUGAUGAAGAUCGUCGAGUUCAAACGCGCGACUGUUGCCAGUUGACCCGCUCGUGCCUAUCGAUAGUGGACUGCUGCGCCUCCCAUUGUGGACAUGGACCCCCCAGUUUCAGGGAAAUCGGGUGUCUUUGUUGGCAUGCAAUGUUUCAGGAACUUGAAAAUGCCAUGAUGUGUUGUAACGUUUCGACACCACGGCAUCAGAUUCCCAAUCGUUCUUGAACUUCAAUUACUCGAUACACUCUCUUCACUCCGUUCUUUCUUUCGAGAAGCUAUCGAAUCUCAAUAGUUUUAAUUCGAGGUCACAGUCUGCCUCCAGGGACACUUUGACCGUGACACCCUCCAGACACCCAUUCCUUUCAGUCAACACUUCACGUCGAACAGAAGCCCGUGGUACAAACCCCUCGAACUUGCCUGCUCUGAGACCGCCUCCUUCCAGAAUUCCCUCAAACCAUACUCUCCUUUCCCACCGUCUCAGUCAAUCUAUCUUCUCUCUUUCUUUACGCUCUCUGCUUCUCAUAAAGUACAUCCGGUUCCCUUACGACGAAGUGUCGACCACGGGACUACAUGGUGCAAGAACUGCAGUGAAGAAGAAAAACCAACAGCAGGUUGAGUUGCAGCGACAAGAAAAAGGAGACUCGGUUCAGCGAAGACAACCAGCACAAUGGGGGUAUCGAGGAUACUUGGGCGACAAAUCAGUGACAACGAUACGGGCGACGACUCUGACAAUGGCUAUUGGUGGUACUCUCCUACCGCCGAUGCCAUCAAAUGGGCUGUGGUCGCAGCUAUCGUCCUGGCCUUCUCCUUCUACUUUCUAGCAGGACACAUGCAUGCCAGACGAAGGAUGCAGAAGGGCUUGCCGCCUCUGGCUUACCAUCGGUGGCUCGUCUCGCGCCGCCAAAAGGUUGCCUUUCUGCAACAACACCCGCAGUAUGCGAAUCAAUUCGCGUUCUACCGGGCACAGCAAGAACGAGUAGGCCCUUAUGGUAGCUAUUCGUAUGCUCCCGGGUCUGGACAGGCAUAUCAGAUGGGUGGAAUGUACGGGCCGCCUCCACCUGCGUAUCACGAACCAGAGUACGUCCCAGCAUACACUCCUCCGCAAGAAAAUGGACCGAACAAAGUCAAUCCGGAUCAACGCUUCGACCCUCCGAGCGGACCUCCCCCGAACGGACCUCCUGCGGCUCCUGCCAACGUCGUGGCGGAACCAACUCAGCCAGAGCCGGCAAGAGUCGCACCUUGAGGUGCGGGAACCGUGACUUGCACCAGAUUAGGUGGCUCGACACCGCUUUCGACCACAUUCUCCAAGCUGGCAAUCGAUUUAGAUUGGGGUAUCGUCUUGUGCAUUACCACCUUCUGCCUCUGGGAUGACGGGAGGCCAAUAGAACAUCGCUUUCAACAUUGUGUAUGAGAUUAUCAACCACAACUUACAGAGUUCCGCACACGCAUGAUCGCGCCAUGGGAAAUCAAACCCCAACGAGGUCGCACGGCUUGCAGAGCUUACAAAAUCGAACCGCACUCCAUAAGGGACAUGAAGAUCAGUUUGUAUCAUGCUAUGAUGCAUAGCUACAUGGCCACAUCCAAAAAGCGCAUGACGCAUCUAUGGAGUCGGACAAUGUAUCGUCUUGCUACAAGACACCAAAUGCAAUACAGAUUGCGCUCCAUAAGACUUGAGCUCGAACAAUUAUCAGAGGGACUUGACUCUUCCCUCCCAACCUCUA
Molecule: messenger RNA, 1724 nt
Organism: Cladophialophora immunda
Lineage: Eukaryota; Fungi; Ascomycota; Eurotiomycetes; Chaetothyriales; Herpotrichiellaceae
Exons: 3
Coding region: 671-1246 (191 amino acids)
Source: RefSeq, a predicted model, not a curated record